This is a messenger RNA of Cajanus cajan (pigeon pea), 1076 nucleotides long. Lineage: Eukaryota; Viridiplantae; Streptophyta; Magnoliopsida; Fabales; Fabaceae. The record is from RefSeq and is a predicted model, not a curated record.
AUGUGCUCCAAUUUACAAUCUUGCAAUAAAAGGCGAUUGGAAGGAAGCAAGAACCAUGAUUGAUGCAGAUAGAAGGUUGGCGAGUGCUGCAAUCUCACAGGGAUGGGCCACACUACUUCAUGUGGCUGCGGAAGCAAAUCACUUUCAUUUUGUAGAGGAGUUGCUGAAACUACUGAGCGAAAAAGAUUUAGAACUUCAAGAUCACAAAGGUAACACUGCUUUCUGUUUUGCUGCUGCAGUUGGUAAUGUAAGAAUUGCAGAGGCUAUGUUAAGAAAAAAUAAGAGGUUGCCAACUAUAAGGGGUGGGGAAGGACUCACCCCACUUCACAUGGCUGCAUUGCAAGGAAAAAGUGAAAUGGCACGCUACCUCUACCCUCACACUGUCCAAAACCACCACCACAAGUUUGAUGAUGAAGAUUGGAACUUAUUGUUCUUCUUUUCUAUCACCACCGGCAUUUAUGAUUUAGCUUUAAAGAUAUUACAAGAGAAUCAGAUGUUAGCCGUGGCUCGGAAUGAGAAAAAGGAAACGGGCUUGCAUGUUUUGGCCCGAAAGCCUUCUGCAUUUAGUUGUCGAGGACCAAAUCAGCUCAUAAACUCACGUAAGAAUCCAACUUUGGCACUCCAACUUGUGAGGUGUCUCUGGGAAACCCUUCUUGAGCUUGAUUGCGAAGAGAUACAAAUGAAAAGAGUGAUAAGUGAACCAUCUCAAGUAAUAUUCAUAGCCGCAGAAGUUGGAAACUUUGAGGUUUUGGCUGAGCUAGUUAGAUCUUACCCGGAUCUCGCAUGGGAAGUUGAUGCAGAAAAUCGAAGCAUCAUUCACAUAGCUGUUUUACACCGCCAUGCAGCCAUAUUUAAUCUAAUAAAUGAAAUAAGAACUAUCAGGAAUUUUGUAGUAACAUACGAGGAUGAUGACCAAAACAAUUUACUGCAUUGUGCUGCAAAAUUAGCACCACCAAGCCAACUUAACUUGGUGUCUGGAGCUGCUUUUCAGAUGAUGCACGAGCUACGGUGGUAUGAGGUAUCUCAUUAAUUUCUAUAUCUCAUGCAUGUUGCCCAAACUUCUCUUUGUUUUCUAU